CCUAUUACGAUCAGUGAUCAUCAGUGAUUGAGAUUGAGGUGUCGUGUGUUCAGUGGAAAAGUAUAUCGAAUUUACACCAAAUCUCUUAAAAAUCUUAUAGAUACUAAUAAAAGUUAGUAAUACACAACAUGUCGGACCCAGAAUUAGAAGCGAUACGACAACAACGAUUAGCACAGUUACAAGCACAAUAUAAGCCCAGCAAUGUUGACAAUAAACAAGCAAUGGAAGAGAAGAGGCAAGAAAUGGAAGACAUGAAAAAUUCAAUUCUUUCUCAAGUAUUAGACCAAUGCGCCAGAACGAGACUGAAUAUAUUAUGCCUUGGAAAACCUGAGAAAGGAAAAAUGAUAGAGAGUAUGAUAUUGAAUAUGGCACAGCGAGGUUUAUUAAAUGGUAAACUUGGAGAAAAACAAUUAAUAACUUUAAUUAAAGGUGCGAAUCAACAAACGCAACGGCAAACUGUUGUAAAGUUUGACAGGCGAAGAGCAGCAUUAGAUUCCGAUGAUGAUGAUUUAUCAAACUUAUAGGUAUUACCUAGGUUACCAUCUUGAUAACAUUAAUUUUACACUGUGUUUUAUUUUCAAACAAGAAUGGAGAUUACAAUCUAUAUAUAUGCUUAAUUAGUUGUAUAUUCUUAUUUUUUAUGGUAUAUUGAAAUAAAUAAAAAUGGUAAACAGUCA
Hylaeus volcanicus is the source of this 677-nucleotide messenger RNA. RefSeq names its product programmed cell death protein 5 (gene PDCD-5). Bases 129 to 524 code for a protein of 131 amino acids. The transcript has 4 exons. Gene Ontology annotation, molecular function: DNA binding. Lineage: Eukaryota; Metazoa; Arthropoda; Insecta; Hymenoptera; Colletidae. Gene Ontology annotation, cellular component: nucleus; cytosol. The record is from RefSeq and is a predicted model, not a curated record.